UUCCCCUCCUUCCCCCGCUCCCUCCCCUAGAUGGCAGGUAGUCCCCUACGUGUUAAAUAUGACAACUAGUACUUUUGACUGAGUUUAGACUCUUCCUUCCAGAGCUCCAGAAUUAGUAACAGCGACCGAAACUCUUUGGGUUCAGUGAAGACUGUGCAUAGGUUGUAGCCUUUCAGUGGAGCCGUGGAGGAAGCUGGGGAUCCCAAGAACCAAGAGGUAAGAGGGAACGUGCAAGUUUCGCCCAGCUCUGACCCACCCGCACCUUGCAAAGCCCGGCGCGCGCGCGCAGAUACAGACACGCAGACACAGACAGACAGACAGCACGCGCGCGUCUCCCAUCCCUCUAGGAGAGCCGCACUGGAUGAGGGAGGAUAACGCUGAGGAGGGCAAUGACCCAGGUGGCCCCCGCCUCCUCCUCGCGCUGCCUGCUCCCCACAGCCCUCCUUGCAGCCUGAUCCAUUUCUCAGAGCUCCCCCGCUCUUGCUUCACUCGGUUACACUCGGGGGGAGCCGAGCUGGCUUGCGGGAAACUGGCCCCUGCAACUUUUUCUGGCGCUCAGGGAGGGGGCGGGGCUUGCCGGACGAAAGUGAAGGCUAAAUCCGUACUUCCCCAGUUUCUCACGUUCUCGCCCCACAAGCUUGCGAGGGCGAAGCGGGGGGACGAGCAGGGUGUCUGGGACGCGGCUAGUUGUCGGACUGCGAAGGCUGCGGGGGCGGCGCCCACGAUCAUGGCUUCUGACCAUUCCAGUGAGGAGUCCGACUCUCCCGUGGCCUUGACUGUCGCCCGCCAGGUCGCCGGCGCCCUCCUGGGCUUGGCCUUCGCCCUGGGCGUCCCGGGCAACCUGACCGUGGUGUGGACGGUGUGCCGAAGGAUGAAGGCUCCCCCGCCCACCGUGCUGCUGAUCGUCAACCUGGCGGCGGCCGACCUGCUGGCGCUGCUGACCGUGCCCUUCUGGAUGCACGCGCUGGCCGGCUCCUGGAGCCUGGGGCCCUUCGUGUGCCAGGUCCUGGUGUGGCUGGUCAACGGGUCCAUGUACUCGGGCGUCCUGCUCAUCACGCUGCUGAGCGCCGAGCGCCUGGUGGCCCUGGUGCGCCCCUUCCACCUGCAGCGCUGGUGGCGCCGGGCCGGGGCGCGCAGGGUGCUGCUGCUUCUGUGGCUCACCGCCCUAGCCCUGGCCGUGCCCGCCUCGCUCACGGCGGACACCGACGACUGCCUCCAACGCCAGUUCUCGUCGGGCCGGCAGCUGGUGACGCUCCUUCUCCUGGAGACCUUGGCGGGCUUCGUGGGGCCCUUCACCGUCAUCGCGGUCUGUUCGGCCUGUGUCCGCAGCCGUCUGCGCCAGCUGCACCACCCUGGCAGGCACCGGGCCAGCCGGAUCGUGACCGCCGUGGUGCUGGUCUUCGCCGCGUGCUGGCUGCCCUACCACCUGGCCAACGGGGCCGCCGUGGCGGCCGAGCUGCUGGGACGCCGGGCAGAGGCCGCCGGCUGGCUGCGCUCCGCGGCCCGUGUGGGGCACAACGUCUCGGCGCCCCUGGCCUUCCUGAGCAGCUGCGUCAACCCUCUGCUGUACGCCUUCGCCGCCCGCCGGAUCGCCCGGGCGGGGGGCUUGGCUGGCCUUUUCGCCCGAAUGGUCCCCAGUUUCUACAGCGAAGGAGCCCAAAGGGGGGACAGCCAGAGUGUCAGGGAAAACACCUCGGGCCAGCCUUUGGACACCAGGAGUCCCGACUCCGCUGAGUGAGGAAGGCCCGGUUCCCCCGACACCUCCGCUCUCUCGGCCACUUCUGUAGGCGGAGGGGAGAGCUCUAGGCUCGUAAAUCUUUCAUUUCCCUCGUGGUUAAAGGCUGGGAUAGGAUUUUCCUGAAAGAGGGGGUAGUGCUGAUAUUAACCCCCAUUGUACAGAGGAGAAAAUUGAGGCGUGAAGAAUUAAAGGCCUUGAAAGUUUCAAGGCUACUAAGUGUUAAAGCUGAGAUUUGAACUCAGUGUCCUAAAUUCUCAUCGAGGCUUUUCCCAUUAUGUCACCCUGCAGAAUCCACAGAAAGGUAAAACUGGGAGACAAGGAAGGGGAAGGUCCUUAGUUCUAGGCCAUCCUAGGGACGCAGAAUCCAUAUUGCAGAGGCAAGGAAGGGGAAGAUGCUUAGUUCUAGGCCAUCCUUGGGAUGGGAGAAUUUAAUAAGGUGAGUGGGGUUGGGGACAGGGUAGAGUCGUGACCUGUUUCAAAUCCAUAUAUAUUUUUAAUUUAAUAUUUUAUUUUUACUCUGUUACAUGUAAAAAUAAUCUUAACAUUUUAAAAAAUCAUUUUGAGUUCCAAGUUCUCUCCCUCUGUCCUCUGGUCCUCUCCCAUUGAGAAAGCUAGAAAUGUAAUAUAGGUUUUACACGUGCAGUCAUCAAUAUGCAUACACUUAUUAUGAACCUAACAUUGCUAGACACUGGAAAACAGAAAGAUAAAAAGCUCCUACCUUUACAUUCUGAUGUGGGAAAAGGGAACACCAUGCUCAGACAGAUAAGUAUAAUAGGAAACAGUAAAAAAGGAAGCAAAGGAGAAAUCUAGGAUUUUGAUUAAUAAAAUGACCAACCACAAUUCCAGAAGACUAAUAAUUCUUUUUACAGAGAGAUGUUGAACUUAAGGUGCAGAAUGAGACAUAGAUUUUUGGACACAGCCAAUGAAGACAUUUAUUUUGCUUAACUAUAUAUUUUUAAAUAUAUUUUAUUUCACUAAAUAUUUUCCAAUUAAAUUAAAGAUUUUUUAAUGUUCAUUUUAAGAAAAAAUUGAGUCAGAAUUCUUUCACUCCCAUCUUUUCUCCACUCCUUGAGAAGACAGCAUUAUGUUAUCAUUUAUAUAUGUGAAGUCAAAGUAUAUAUUUUUGUUAUAAGAUUUUUCAAUUUGGGAGGAAGUAUUAUGAUUCCCUUUUCUCUCUUCUCUUUCCAAAAUGGAGAGAACAGAAAAAAAGGCCUGAAAAAAAUCACAGAAGUUUCUGAUGGAUUGGCUAAUUACAAGUUGAAGUUUAAAAGAAAAAUGACCACACAGAUUCUAUUUUGUGAUCAAUCUUCUUCUCUUCUACAAUGUUUUAGAAAUGAUGGUUUUAUAUGUAUUUGUUAAGUUCAGAUUAAAAGUCAAUAAAACUGGGCUGAAAUGAAUAGUGAAAAUAUAGGGAGAGAAAGGCUUUUCAGCUGUGGGGAAGGAGCAUAAGUAAGGUUCUUCAACAAGUGAUUUGGUAAACUGAAUUUUGCAAGAAGAGAUGGAUUCAGAAGGGCAGACUGAGGAGUAAGUGCCUUCCAGGAGUGGAGAAUGCUAAACACUACACUGGAGCAAUCUGUCUGAGAGCUUAUGGAGCAGACUGGUACAGAUUGGAAUCAUGUUCUCUUCUGUUUUUCUCUAGACUCCAGGGUAGUCCUUCAACUUCAUUCCCAGAAAUCCCAAUUUCCAGGCUGGAAGCCAUAGUACUUUGUUGUUGUUUUUCCAUCAUUGCAGUCACUUCAGACUCCUCACAACCCCACUGGAGUUUUCUUGGCAAAGAUAUUGGAAUCAUUUAUCAUUUUUUUCUCAGCUCUUUUUACAAAUAAGGAAACAGGCAAAUAGAUUUCACUUGCUCUGUGUCACACAACUAUGUUACACAAGUCUGAGAUCACACUUCAGGCCCAGGAGCAGGGGGCCAGUGGGUGGUCUGUGAGGUAAAUGGAAGAAAGAUUGGUCUGGCUGGGCUCUUACAAACUCCAGUGGUCAGUAUGAGAUCAAAGGCUUGAGAUCUUUGAUCAAUUCAAUGACUAACCAUUUCAGAGAUCUGAUAAUUAUCUAUGUUAUUUCUCUCCUGAGAAGGAAGUGAUAUGGAUUCAGAUGCAGAACAUUUUUGAACAUGGUUAACAUUGGAAUUUGUUUUGUUUGGCGAUACAUGUUUUUUUCUUCUUCUUUACAAUGGGGAGAGAGGGCAAGAAAACAAAUAAAAUAAAAUAAAAAUUAUAAAAUAAUAAAUAUAAAAAUAAAUUAUUUUAAAAUUAGAAAAUAGAAUGACCUAGCCUUCUGGACAGGAAGGGAGAUUGAUUUCCUGAACAAAAAUGGCCCUGGAAAAGCACCUAGAUGGCAUUGUAGAUAGAGCACUAGCCUUGAAAUCAGGAGGAUCUGAGUUCAAAUUCGCCCUGAGACACUUACCACUUCCUAAUUGUAUAUAAUAUAUAUAAUAUAUUGUAUAAUAGUAAUUAUAUAUAUAAUAGUGGCUUUGGAAAUUGCCUCAUAAUCAACUGUAAGUUCAAAAGUCCUCGAAUAUGAGAGUUUGAACAGAAAUAGAUAAAUUAUUCAUUCAAUGUAAAUCUAGACCUGAAUUUUAAAUUCUUUAAAUGGCCAACUAUACCCUCAGUGAAGAUGAAUUCAAUAAGUUGGGGAAGGGAAGCACUCACUGAAAAAUCUAAAAUGGCUCUCUAAGUUUAGUUCCCUUCGAGGGGGGAAGUUGAUUGAAUGAGUGCUUUCUAUAUUUUCUUUAUCUAUUUAUAGGCUCCUACAAGGUUUCAUUUUGGAAUAUUUUUUAAUGCUUUGCAUUUUAUGUAUUUUCUGUAGUUUGAAAUCAAAUUAGGACUGUACCCAAUAUCUAUUUUGUACCCUGAGUGGCUUGUACAGGUGCUAAGGUUCCCUUUUAUCUAUAUUUGGGGAAAUACAGAUAGAAGAUAUAUAGCCUAGGUAUAUUAAGAAAUUUUCUUAGAUAAAUUUUGAGAGAAGCAAUGAGCAAAACAGAAAAACUGACCUGGGCUCCCAGGUUUGGAAUUGAAUCUGUGUCAUUAUGACUUUGCAGAAUAUAGUUUCAAGAAUUCCUAAUAAGGAAAAAUUAUUAUGAUUGUCAUAAUUAUCAAAAUAAUAUGUAUAAUAAAUACACCAAUACUUUUGAUCUGCCUUUUCUGGCUUGGAAGUCAGAGUCUUACAAUGCAGCUUGAAAUAAUCAAUUCUUUUUUUUAAUAACUUUUUAUUGACAGAAAAUAAUCAAUUCUUGACAAUGCUCUCUUAUGUAUAUUAAGUGAAGUGAACCAAGAAUUAUAGAACCUGUUCCUGUCACAAAACUCAUCAUAGAAUUCUGGUUCUGUCGCCCCACCAAGCAAUAACCCCCAUGAUUUGAAACAAUCACUUAAGAAAUGUUCUGAUAAUGUUAUGGAAUAUUAUUGUUCUGUAAGGAAUGACCAGCAGGAUGAAUACAGAGAGGACUGGUGAGAUUUACAUGAACUGAUGCUGAGUGAAAUGAGCAGAACCAGGAGAUCAUUAUAUACCUCAACAGUGAUACUGUUUGAGGAUGUAUUCUGAUGGAAGUGGAUCUCUUCGAUAAAGAGAGCUAAUUCAGUUUCAAUUGAUCGAGGAUGGACAGAAGCAGCUACACCCAGAGAAAGAACACUGGGAAAUGAAUAUAAACUGCUUGCAUUUUUGUUUUUCUUCCCGGGUUAUUUAUACCUUCUGAAUUCAAUUCUCCCUGUGCAACAAGAAAACUGUUCGGUUCUGCACACAUAUAUUGUAUCUAGGAUAUACUGCAACCCAUUCAACAUGUAAAGGACUGCUUGCCAUCUGGGGGAAGGGGUGGAGGGAGGGAGGGGAAAAAUCGGAAUAGAAGUGAAUGCAAGGGAUAAUGCUGUAAAAAAUUACCCUGGCAUGCGUUCUAUCAAUAAAAAGUUAUUAAAAAAAAAAAAAGAAAAGAAAAAAAAGAAAUGUUCUGAUAGAAUUGGAGAACACCCAUAUUUUAUUGCACUCAUGGGCUUGUCAUAAAAAACCACUCAGACUCUGAAAAUGAUUGUGUUGUAGUCCACCUUCCUCCUCUCUUCCCCCAUGAUUUGUGUAUAAAAUCUCUGCCUUUUCUGCAACAAGAGAAGGUCUUCUGCUCAGAACUACCAAUUUGCAAACUGUAUUCCUCAUUCUGAAAGUGAUUCAUUAAAUUGCUAUUUGAGCUCUAAAA
Molecule: messenger RNA, 5918 nt
Organism: Antechinus flavipes (yellow-footed antechinus)
Lineage: Eukaryota; Metazoa; Chordata; Mammalia; Dasyuromorphia; Dasyuridae
Product: leukotriene B4 receptor 1-like
Biological process (GO): G protein-coupled receptor signaling pathway
Cellular component (GO): membrane
Molecular function (GO): G protein-coupled receptor activity
Source: RefSeq, a predicted model, not a curated record